AUGGCGGCAACGAUUACCACGGCCGCAUCCGAGACUCAAGCACUCGGUGGUGUGGUGGAUGAGGUUGUGGCAGAUGGGAUGUCGCCAUCGGAGUUGUGGACGUCGGCGUAUGGUGGCGAGCUGGGUCCGUCACUCCCGAUCGUCAUUCGCGGCGGCGCGACUCCGCUCGAGAACACAGGACCGCUGCUGGAAGCUCUCGGCUCGCGAUCGGUCAACACUGGGGUCAAAGUGCCGUUGCCACAUGACGAUGAUGGGCUUACGCCGAUGCUGCGGCCGCCACGAGAGUGGAACCUCGCCCUGUGUGAGCUGGAUCCGCCACCGACACGGCUCGCUGUUGCGCGGGCGACCGGCGUGGAUAUGGCCCACGUCCGUAGCACGCUGGAGGCACACGCCGAGGACUCGGCAAAGUGGGCGUACGCUGACUACAUUCAUCUCGACGCCCUGCCUAGCCAUGAGUAUGAUGCCGUGGCCGAGGUGCUGGGCGAUCGGCUGGACGGCGUGGAACGCGGCGAGGGAAUGGCGCUCUGGGCAUCGACCCACGGGGCAGGUACACCGCUGCAUGCUGACGCCUACGGCUUCAAUGUGGUGGCCCAGCUGUCGGGCACCAAAGCUUGGCUUCUGCUUGCGCCUGGCUCACCGGACGUCCGUCCUCGGCGCUCGGGCGUGUACGAGGACACCACCAUCUGGGGCGAGCUGCGGUCGUCGGCGACCGCUCUAGGAAGCAACAGGGUCGGCAUCUGGCUCAUGUUGCAUCCUGGGGACGUGCUUGUAGUUCCGCCGCGGUGGUGGCACCAGGUCCAUACCGUGAGCGAGAUCGGCGUGGCUAUCUCGCUCAAUCGCUGGCGCCCGGUCCCCGCCCUCGAUGCCGCCGCCCAGCUCCCGGAGCUUAUCGCUGACAGGCUGCUCAGUCCGAGUGCAAAUGCGGGACUUUGUGCCCAACUCGAUGCCAUCAAUCCGCUCCUUGUUGACGGCAUGAUCUCCCCUGCUGCGGUUGGCGUCGCAACUGAUGUCAUUGCUGGAGCACGGCCUCCGUUUGAUCCACCUCCCAGCGCCACGGGCCCGAUUCCGUUUGCCGAUUUGUGCUUUGUGGAGGGGACCGAGGACGAGGGCCUGUUUCUGUACUGGGAAAUUGUUAUGCGCAACGCGUACAGACCAGCCAUCACCUCGGCACCUGCUUUCCAUGGCACGAUGCUGGACAUAGGCGCCAAUGUGGGACUCUUCACCGCCCAUGUCCUGCGCUCGAGCGAGUACGCCGUGCGCCGCGCUGUGUGCAUCGAGCCGCUUCCCAAGCCUGGCAGCUGCAUUUUGCCCAACAUCACCAGUGCGCUCGGUGCUGCUCCGGCACGGGUGGCCCCGCGUAUCGUGGCCGACGGCGACGUCACUGUCCCUGUCAUCGACGCUGUGUUCGAGACCGACUGUGGUAUCAACCUCGACCUCACCUACGUCGCUGCAGGCGUAGGGACUCAAGGCGAGGGCCUGUGGCGCGAUGCGACACCGCUCGUUGCCGAGUCGUCCCGCAGCGCAACUACUGGCGAGAUCGUCGCCGCCCCGCUCAUCGGCGAUCUCGCCGCCUGGCUUGCCGCCGCCGACCUUCCCAUCACCUACGAUCUGGUCAAGGUCGACGUCGAGGGCGACGAGCUUGAGGUCCUUCAUGCGCUUGCCAAUGUUGCCAUUGAGGUGUUGGUAGUCGAGGCUUGUGCCAAGCACGCUCGCGCUGUAGAGUCUGCCAUCUGCGCCCGCGGCCUCGCCGUCCAUCAGCGAACACCUCGGUUGGCUCGCUCGCCGGCGCUGGCACGGACAUCGACGCGGACAUCGGGCCUUGAUGCUAAAGUCCGCUUGCAUCGAUCGGGUGUGCGCCGCGGAACUCUGACGAUUUCAGUCAUGGAGAUGCAGGAGACGCUUGAGUCUCGCCCAACAUCGCCCUCAUCGCCCUCACGGCUCGACUCCUCCUCUUCCACCUCUUCUUCCUCGUCUUCUUCAUCUUCAUCUUCCUCGUCAUCGUCCUCCUCCUCAUCAUACCCCUCCUCGACGUCUUCAUCUUCCUCGCUGUUGUGCUCGCAUGCGCGGCCUGGGGUGUGGCUCUCGACCCGGGACAUUGUGAUUCCGCAAAUGGUCUUGGUAGGCAUGGGCGCAACCGCCGCCGACCUGACUCGAUGUGAUCGGUCACAGGACAAGGCUGUGGCGAUGGUGGUUCGCGUCGAUACAGGCGCUGCGCUUACUGCGGUCCCACAGUCACUGGUCGAUCGACUUGGUCUCGAGCCACACCGAAAAGUCAAGAUCCGUGCCGGCAACGACUCUGUUGAGUACCGCGACGUCGUCCGCAUCUACAUUCUUCUCCCGCAUCCGCUGGCCAACCCCAUUGAGGUGGAGGCAUCAGUUCGCACCGGGUCGAUGCUAGGGCGGACACCGAUUCUGGGCCGCAACUUCCUUUACUCCCGCCCGAUGUAUGUGUACGUCUCGAACAAGGCUCGCCAUCUCGCCAAUCUCGAGAGCAUGUCCGGCAAGAUCCUCUCGUUUGCCGAUGUCUGGUGUGUGGAUGGCGACGAGUCAGGGUCGUCGUCCUCGUACUCGACGAGCAUCUCGCACUCGUACUCGUCAUCGGCGACGUCGUCAUCGACGUCGUUCUCUUCGCUUUCGUCGAGUUCGUCCUCUUCAUCGCGCCCUCUCCUCGGUCUCUUCACCACGUGUACCGGCGACACCAUUCAUCUCGGCAAAGCCAUCCUAAUGUCUUCCAAGGAAUCCUUUUCCUUCGCUAAUCCGUCACCGGCUGGGGGCACCGCAUCGGCGGACAGCUCUGAUAGCUCGCUUCCACCGUCAGUGAUGUUCUCGCUCCCGUUACACGCGUCUGGCUACGUGCCGCCGCCGUUGGUCGAGCGGGAGGUCCGAGUUGAUACCGGGGCCACGCUCUCGGCCAUUCCAUUAUGGAUGGCGAAAGAGCUGCAUCUUAGCCCAGUCGACGCUGUUGCUGUCCGAAUGGGCACCGACUGCGUGGAGCGACGCGCUCUCGUCGACGUUGCCAUCACUUACCGGGGCAUCACCCACAUUGUCCGCGCCUCGGUCCGUGACGGUCCCAAGCUGGGUCGCACCGCCAUCAUCGGCCGUGACUUUCUGGCACGCGAGCCUUUCCUUAUCCGGAUCGGUAGCGGCGACGUCAAGACGUAA
This is a messenger RNA of Thecamonas trahens ATCC 50062, 3162 nucleotides long. RefSeq lists its product as uncharacterized. Bases 1 to 3162 code for a protein of 1053 amino acids. The transcript has 2 exons. NCBI's taxonomy places the organism in Eukaryota, Apusomonadida, Apusomonadidae. The record is from RefSeq and is a predicted model, not a curated record. Gene Ontology annotation, molecular function: 2-oxoglutarate-dependent dioxygenase activity.